AUGUUCUGCGAUUAUUUGGUGGAAUAUUAUAUUGAUGAAGGAGCAAAAUUCAAUCCACACAUUUGGGCAUCAAGGGAAAUUACAUCAGAACGUACUACUAAUAGCUGUGAGUCUUACCACUCAAAAUUUAAUUCACUAUUCACAAAAGCUCAUCCCAACAUUUUCAUAUUUACCCAUGUUUUAAAUACAAAAAUACAAACUGACACUUACAUGCUUAUAAAUGGAAUAAAUAUCAAUACAAUCAGUAAAAAUAGUGCUUUUAACAAAAAAAAACAAAAUAUUAAAACUUUAUCAAAUGAUUUGAACGAUAAUAAAAUUUCCAAGUUCACUUAUUUAAAACAUGUGUCCAAAUAUUACCAAAAGUAG
Messenger RNA from Macrosiphum euphorbiae (potato aphid), 366 nucleotides. The record is from the annotation of a GenBank genome assembly. NCBI's taxonomy places the organism in Eukaryota, Metazoa, Arthropoda, Insecta, Hemiptera, Aphididae.